Messenger RNA from Microsporum canis CBS 113480, 993 nucleotides. Its product is annotated as porphobilinogen deaminase. Bases 1 to 993 code for a protein of 330 amino acids. Gene Ontology annotation, biological process: heme biosynthetic process. NCBI's taxonomy places the organism in Eukaryota, Fungi, Ascomycota, Eurotiomycetes, Onygenales, Arthrodermataceae. Gene Ontology annotation, molecular function: hydroxymethylbilane synthase activity. Gene Ontology annotation, cellular component: cytoplasm. The transcript has 2 exons. The record is from RefSeq and is a predicted model, not a curated record.
AUGGACUCCCCACGCAAGACGUUCACCAUCGGAACGCGCAAAUCAAACUUGGCUGUGCUGCAGACAGAGAUUGUCCGGAAUGCCUUGGUGGCGAGAUGGCCGGAUUGUGAAUUCAACGUUCAUACUCGCGAUGCUGCAGGCGACUUGAACAAGAUUACCCCGCUUCGCGAGUUCACAUCGAAGAAUCUAUGGACAGAGGAGCUCGAGGAGAUGCUGCUAGCAAAGCAGCUAGAUCUUGUAGUGCACUCUUUAAAAGAUGUCCCCACGCAGAUUCCUGAGACCUGCACGCUGAGCGCUAUUAUAAAGCGUGAAGACCCGCGAGACGCUCUAGUUGUCAAAAAGGGUCAGCCAAAUAUGACCCUUGCGGAACUGCCUGCAGGUUCGGUGAUCGGAACGUCCUCUGUACGUCGUACAGCACAGCUCGGCCGCCAUUACCCACACUUGAAGGUGAUUGAUGUGCGAGGUAACAUCGACACCCGUUUGGCUAAAUUAGAUGCGGAAGACGGCCCGUUUACGUGCAUCAUACUUGCAGCCGCAGGCUUGUUGAGGACGGGACACGGAUAUCGCAUUUCACAAUAUCUAGACUCCAAAAAUGGCCAGAUGCUUCAUGCUGUGGGCCAGGGGGCGCUUGGGGUUGAAAUCCGGGCCGGCGAUGCCAGAAUGAUUGAGAUGCUGCGUGAGAUUGGGGAUCAGAAGACAACAUUUGCCUGUUUGGCUGAGAGGAACUUACUGCGGACGCUUGAGGGAGGCUGCAGUGCCCCCCUUGGCGUAGAGACAGAAUGGGUCCAGGAUACGGAUGGGAAGGAGAUGCUGAGGCUGCGAUGCAUCGUCACCAGUAUAGAUGGAAAGGAAGCGGUCGAAACUGAAAAGGACGGUGACGUCCAGACACCAGAGCAGGCCGAAGCGUUUGGCAAGGCUGUUGCUGAUGAGAUGGUCGGGAAGGGAGCAGGAAAGAUCCUGGAGGUCAUCCAGCAGAAGAAGAAAGCAUGGUAA